Molecule: messenger RNA, 1028 nt
Organism: Macadamia integrifolia
Lineage: Eukaryota; Viridiplantae; Streptophyta; Magnoliopsida; Proteales; Proteaceae
Exons: 2
Coding region: 254-841 (195 amino acids)
Source: RefSeq, a predicted model, not a curated record
UAGAAACGAAACCUCUUUGAAACUCGUCCCCACCCUCUUUGGCUCUCUCCCUCUCUCACAUCAAAACCCAAACCCACUCCCUAUUUUUAAGCUUUCAACCGUCUCUGUUUUCUUCCAUUUCCCCCUUCCUCACCUUCGUUUCUUCAAUCUUGAUUCCUCGCAAACCCGAAAGCUUCGUUACAGAAGAAACAACAACAAAACCCAUUCAUAGCUUUAAAACGAAGUUUUUUCCAUUUCCAUUUCUUUUCUGGUGAUGGAAGAGUCGCUUCGGAAACUGGCACUGUGGUACACAAGAACUUUCAAGCCCAUCAUGACUCACGACGAGCUGGAACCAAUCAUGGCCACGCUAGGUUUCGUCGGUCUCCCUGUUUCAUCAUCAACGUCUUCUCCGUCAAACGCGGGCGGUGGUGCCUGGAAAGAAUACGUAUUCUCCGCCGCUGAAGGUCGCCGGAAUCGGUCGCCGACUGAAGCGCUGCCGCGGCCGAGGCUUCCUUACCCAAGGAUCGACGGACUACACACUUGCACGUAUCGAGCCUUCGUCGAUGCUGUCGCCUUUUUCCUCGGGAAGAGUGAUAUCUCCGAUCUCUUCCACGUUAGGGGUAUGCCUCUACAUCGAGUUUAUGACCGGCCUUUCGAUAAGAAGUUCCGCCGGUUAGAGGAAGAAGAAGGGAUCUAUGUUUUCAGAGAAGGUACCCUGGACCAGGCAACGUUUUUGCUCUACAAUAGCAAUAACAAUAACAGUAUCAGCAGCAGCAACAACAAUGGUAACAUUAUCAUUACUAAUAGGACCAGCAAUCCCACCAUAAGCAAUCUUGUACCAUUGAAAGAUAUUAUAGUGUGAGGCUGUGAGCUUUCCCAACCCCCUCCCCCCCUUAGUAUCACUCUUCCCUCUUUGCUUCUUCAUACAAUUUUGAUAGUUAAACUAGGAUUGGACACAACGAUCGUUGGUUAUGACAUGGUGUAUGUGCAUUCCUCAAUGAUGUGUUGGUUUAUACUCCGUGCAAAUUACUUGAUCAGUUGGAGGAUAA